Acanthosepion pharaonis is the source of this 957-nucleotide messenger RNA. The record is from the annotation of a GenBank genome assembly. NCBI's taxonomy places the organism in Eukaryota, Metazoa, Mollusca, Cephalopoda, Sepiida, Sepiidae.
AUGCAAUGUACCUUCACUUUUAACUUGUUGACCCCCUUUUUAAAGUCUGUUUUUAAAAGCCAUUGUGACGAGCACUUAAAAACGCACACGGGAGAAAAACUUGAGUGUUCACAAUGCAAGAGACUUUUUGCAAGUUUUCAUCUUCUUCGCAUGCAUCUUCGCUCGCAUGCAGAAGAAUCAGUAGCAGGAGAUGAUUUUGAAGCCAAUGAUUAUGAAUCUAAUGCUGCAAUGGUUCUAGAUUCCUUUCUGGUGCCAACAACUGAGGAGAAACCCAAAGAAUCUGAUGUGUUGGAGAAGCCACCAGAAUCGGUCGAGGGCAAAUACGAUCUACCAAGCACAGAUCUUAAUGCUGCCCCAAAUGUAUCUGUCAUCCGUCAUCUGCAGUGUACCUAUUGCCACAAGUUGUUCUCGCGUUCGUCCAACCUGACUAAGCACCUGAAUAUACAUACCAAAGAGCGUUCGUUCAAGUGUAACCACUGUGACAAGACGUUCUUGCAUUCGUUUGCACUAACCCGUCAUCUGCGAGUGCACACAGGUGAGAAGCCCUACAAGUGUGCUCACUGCAGCAGGUAUUUUUCUGACCCCAGCACACGGAACAGACAUGCAAAGUUACACACGCAGAAACAAAAAAGCCUGACAUUUGGUUACAAGGAUGGUAACCGAGAUAUCACCAACAACAGCAAUGCUGGUUUUGACAUUCAGUUAAAUGGAAAUUAUUCUAAGAAAAAUAAUAUUGAUGAUUUUAAUUGUGGCUCCGUCCAACGAGCAAGUCAGCUCUAUUCGUCUCUUGAUAAAAAAAUGGCAGGUCGUGAAGAAUUGACAAGGAAUAAUAAUAGUACAGAUGAAGAUGAUGAUGAUAUGCAACCUGUCUUGGAGAUUUUAUCUGCCAACCAGGAACAGUCUUUCAUUAUUAAUUCAGAGAACACAAAACAAUUUGAUGUGAUCAAUGACCUUUAA